AUGCCCUCCCUCACUCUGCCCGACCCGGACAUGAUCCUGCCGUAUGGCAGCGAGCGCGAAUCCCAAACUCCCUCCCCGCCCACUCAGCUGGUCUACCUGUCGAACCUGAAUGCGCGCUACUCCGGCGAUGCGCAUGGCGCCAGUGCUGCGGCCACCCGACCCAAGAAAAAUUUCUCGCGACACUGGUCACACGACGAUGUGAACGCGAACCGCCGGCUGUCGGAUAUCGGCGAGGAACUAUCGCCGUCGCGAUUGGGAGGAUUUGAGGAGUCGGAAGGGCCCCGCGAUCAGGGAUUGGCGAGCUCGCCCGUUAUCAAGGAACAAUUGGCUUCCGAUGAAAAUGAUAAUGCGGGGAGUAGUUCCAGCUCGACUGUGAGCGCGAGGAGUGUUCGCGCUUCGAGCUUGAAGAAGUCGUCACCGCAGAUUCCUGCCGGUCCGUCGCCGGAUGUUGCGGGAAGUGUAAACAAGCCGGACAAUGGGGACGCUGUCAACACUGGUUUGCCCGACAGCAGUGUCAUCGUCUCCGCCGCCAAGGGCAAGGGCCCCGGAGACGAGUUCUCGUCGGCGAUUUUGAGCAGCGAAGCCGAGAGAAUUCUGGAGAACGCAAAGAAGCGCUUGACGUUGAUGGAGGGUAACUUGAACCGCGCUCGUUCGUCGGUGCGGGUCACGCCCUCGCCCUCGCCCUCGCCAUCGUCACCAGCGACCUCACCCAUUGGGUCUCAUUCUCAUCAACCGGGUGGUCUUUAUCGGUCGAUUUCCCACCGCAAAGGAUCCGCGCUCCGACGACAGUCACUGCUUCCGUCGCAGGAUGCUUCGACCAACCGGCACUCCCGCGUCCACAGCGAGACCAACUUCCCGUCGGAGUCCAUGUCCAAUGAUACAAAGCGACUCUCUCGAUCAGUAAGUGCUAUGGGUUCAAGUAGCCAGUCCAGCUUCCAUACCGACGAGCGGUCAUUCCAAUAUGGGCCCGGAAGGGCGUACCUCACGCACCGAGCGUCGAUUUCGUCUAUGCAGCCGCCCCAGCAAGAAAAUCAACAACCGUCUCCGGAGUCUGUGCAGUCAACGGUUAUCGAACAGUCCCAGGAAAACAGCCCCACCGACUCUCCAAAAGGACUGGGCAUCUCUGGGGAAGACGAGUCCAAAUCUACUCCGGGUGAUUUUAGCCCGGUCUACAGCUCGUAUGGCCCACCCAGCCGUGCCCAGUCUCAGCUGCAAGUGCGUGACCUGCAGUACCAGAUGAAGGGUCUUCACAUCAAGAUUUCCUCUUUGAAGGUGCGGAACCAGGAGGACAAUCUUCGCCGGCGCAGUCUGCAAAGUUUGCGCACGCCUAGUCCUUUGACGGCCGCGGAUCCGUGGUUUCACAAUGGUCUGGAACUCCGAGAUGGUCAAAGCAGCCGUAGUUCUAACACGAGACGGGAUGGCAGCUCUGAAUAUACUCGAGAGGCCCGCUCCCCGAACCCCAACGCUACCGCCAAAUACGGGAGUGAUAACCAUGCGACCAAGCGGAGUGAUGGCAGCCCCCAGGAGCCAGCCUCGGCGACUCUCUCACCAUACACGGAGCAUGUUCCUUGGCAAAGCCCGCCUGUGGGCUAUGACGAUGGACGACAAUCUGCCGCAGAGAGCAUGUACGAAGACGCCGAGGAGGGGGACUAUGAGAACGGUUUCAUCGAUCGAGAAGCCCUGGAUGAAAUCCUACGCGAGCCGCUCGACGAAGAUUUGGAAGACUACAAUGCCGAGGGCGUGCCACACGAAGAACGCGAAGAUGCCUUUGAUUAUGAGCAUUUUAUCCUGCACAGCGCAUUGGGGAAUUACUCGCGCCAGCUUCGCCGCGCCAGUCACAGCUCUCACGAGUCUGCCGAGACGACUCGGCCUUCGCAGCCUUCGCGAGCUCGCCAACAAUCUCGUUCUCGUUCUCGACAGCCUUCUCGAUCUCGGUCGGUUAAGCACUCGCGCAAUAACAGUGCCAUGUCUGUCUCGACUGUAGCUACCUUUGCUACUGCAACUGAAGGCGAGGAGAUGACGGAGGAAGAAGAAGACCUUCUCUACUGGGACCGUCGGUUCAAUCAUGAACUUCGCCGCCAGCCCAGUCCCCUUCUCGAGACUGACCGUUCAGAAACUCCCCGUGGCCCACGCGAUAACGGCGAUUUCCCCGUCGAUGGCCAGCGACAAACACCAUCCCGAGCUUUAGACAUGACAGGCCGCUCAUCGGGUGCCGGCUCCGCAACCCCGACGUCCCUUGUCUCCUCCCUCGUUUCAACCGUUCGCGCAGCUUCAAGCCCGCAUCCAGGCUCCGCAACCCCAACCGGAGGCGGAGGCAUCAACGACGAAGACACUCAGAUGCUGGAACAGCUCUUCUCGAGCCUGGGCAACGUCUGCAUGGAACUGCAGGCGAUCACGACCUCCCCAGAUCCCGACAUGAAGGCUGCACGGGUUUUGCGGCGACGACUGGACGCAGCGCGGCGAGUACUGGAUGGAGAGCUCGAUGCUUGA
Penicillium cinerascens is the source of this 2490-nucleotide messenger RNA. RefSeq lists its product as uncharacterized. Lineage: Eukaryota; Fungi; Ascomycota; Eurotiomycetes; Eurotiales; Aspergillaceae. The transcript is spliced from 2 exons. The record is from RefSeq and is a predicted model, not a curated record. The coding region runs from base 1 to 2490 and encodes 829 amino acids.